Scophthalmus maximus (turbot) is the source of this 1932-nucleotide messenger RNA. It is a transcript of the gene gpr19, whose product is annotated as G protein-coupled receptor 19. The transcript is spliced from 2 exons. Lineage: Eukaryota; Metazoa; Chordata; Actinopteri; Pleuronectiformes; Scophthalmidae. The record is from RefSeq and is a predicted model, not a curated record. Gene Ontology annotation, biological process: G protein-coupled receptor signaling pathway. Bases 123 to 1391 code for a protein of 422 amino acids. Gene Ontology annotation, cellular component: plasma membrane. Gene Ontology annotation, molecular function: neuropeptide receptor activity.
CCCUCUUCCUCCUCCUCCUCCUCUUCCUCCUCCUCCAUCUCUGAAUCACGGAAAAACACCAACAUGACGCGUCUGUUGCUGCUCCGCUCUCCACCGCUCCUCUCUGGUGCAGCAGUGUAGCCAUGGUUUACGCCCAGUCGUCCCUCGGUGUCAAUCCAUCUCUUUACUCUCCGUCGUUCACACAUCAGAUGUCAUUUAACUUCUCUGUGAGGGAGAACUCGACUGUCCUGGCAACGCUCCCCACAACCCCCCUGUGCAGCCUCGAGGGCUCGUCCUCUGGCCAGACCAACAGGACCCACACCUCCUACGAACUGACUUCAGGUGAGGUCGCCAUCCUGGGCUUGGUGUUUGCGGUUCUCUGGUUGAUCUCCAUCCUGGGAAAUGCCCUCGUCUGCCUGGUCAUCCACCGGAGCCGACGGACUCAGUCCACCACUAACUACUUUGUGGUGUCCAUGGCCUGCGCUGACCUGCUCAUGAGCCUGGGUUGUGCCCCAUUCGUCCUCCUGCAGGUCGCCUCGGGAAGAUGGCCGCUGAGCGCCGCUGCCUGCAAAGCUGUACGCUACCUGCAGCACCUGUGCCCCGGGGUGCAGGUGUACGUCCUGCUCUCCAUCUCUGUAGAUCGCUUCUACACGAUCGUCUACCCCCUCAGCUUCAAGGUGUCCAGGGAGAAAGCGAAGAAGAUGAUCCUGGCCUCGUGGCUUUUUGAUGCAGCCUUCAUCUCGCCAUGCCUCUUCUUCUACGGAUCCACAUCUACAGACAGUCACUGUGAGUUUUUCCUUCCAGACAGCUGGGGCAGUAUAGCCUACGCAGCGGUUCACCUGCUGUUUGGUUUUCUGGGCCCGGUAGCGCUGAUCGUGUCCUUCUACCAGCGGGUCGUCCGCUACAUCUGGAGGAUCAGCGCUGACGGCCACUCAGUGCGCAGGACAAUGAACAUUGUCCCACGGACUAAAGUCAAGACCAUCAGGAUGUUCCUCAUGCUCAAUUCAGUUUUCUUCCUCGCCUGGACGCCGUUCUACGUGGCCCAGCUGUGGCACCCGAGGGAGUCCGACGCGCCCAGCAGGCAGGGGCUGCUGUUCUUCACGGCCAUCGCCUGGGUCUCCUUCAGCUCCACGGCGUCCAAACCGACCCUGUACUCCGUCUACAAUGCAAACUUCAGAAGGGGCAUGCGGGAGACUUUCUGUAUGUCGUCCAUGAAAUGUUACCGCAGCAACGCGUACACCAUCACGGCGAGCUCCCGGGUGGCCAAAAAGAACUACAUCGGGGUGGUGGACCUCCCGGUGCAGGCGAAGACGGUCGCCAAGGACUCGGUUCACGAUACGUUUGGCCGAGAGGUGAAGGAGAAGAAAGUCGCCUGGCUCACAAACGCCAAUCCGCCAAACACUUUUGUGUAAAUGACUUUGGAAAAUCUAGAAACUGUGAACUUGAAAAAAACAAACACGAGAAACUUUAUUCAUCCAAAGCGCGUCAGUGUUGGCAGGUGAGCUCGACGGAGGCUCCACACUGGACUCGAGCAGAAACAGAAUGUUUGCGUAAAGGGCUUUCUUUCUGGAUGUAACACGCUCCCGGCAGCCAUGUUUGUACUUCUCAACAAGCUUCUGAACAUCAAGCUGAUUUUAUACGUCAGAUUUGAAUCCUAGUUGAUUUGUGUGCCGUGUUUCGAUGGAUCGUUUUGUCAAUGAUGCAUCAGAUUCUGUGUUUUUAUUAACGUCAGCUUGUUCGCUCGCUAAACCAUCGUCCAUCUAUAAGUGAUUUGCUGCAGUAUUGCACGUGGUCCAAGCUAACGCUAGUAGCCGCGCGUUAACGUUGACAUCACUGCUUAGCUACAGUAGGAGUAACGGUGAGUUCAACAUGUUCCGUUUGUUGGGAGGAGGAACACGAGUGUAGAGGAUCGGGUCUCAAGUCCUGAACAGAUAAUAAACUAAAUCAUUAAUG